Molecule: messenger RNA, 713 nt
Organism: Owenia fusiformis
Lineage: Eukaryota; Metazoa; Annelida; Polychaeta; Sabellida; Oweniidae
Source: the annotation of a GenBank genome assembly
GGAAAACAGAUUUUGCGCAACUAUAGUGUAUAAUUUGAAGACAGUAGAUGUUUUGUUUUGAGUUUGCUCUCAAGGCGAUAAGUACAACUCACAUGCAAAGUCUGGUCUGGCGAGCAAAGAAUGAUUAGUUCUUUAACUGGCGGAUCUACGUUCAUGGAUAUUCUUUUUUACUUAUCGCUACCCUACCGCAAGACUUUUCUUCUGCAAGACACUUAAUAUUUAGUUAAGACUAACACACGAUAUUCUCAGAUCAAGGCAGGUAGUAUAUCACAAGAUUGGUAACGCUCAAGCCUGGAAUAAAGUUACGGAAUAAAUAUUUAAAGAGAUAUUAAAGGUUUUCUAUAACAGAAAGAAAAAUGCAGGAGCUGGAAGAGAGAGAAUCAAUGCAGGCAAAGGUGAAGCGGCGUCUUAGCAAUGUCGUGAGUCCCUUUGCUGAAGACACACGGCGGAGAAGCGGCAAAUAUUAUCAACUAGGUGCGAACCCCGAUGAUAUUGAAGUUGAUGUUCCGAUAGUCGACGAUACCGAUACUGUUCUUGUCAACGAACAUGCAGACCUACACAUCACAAACAGUGGAUCAGUGAAAAACAAAAGUGGAUCAAUAUUAAAUGUGAAAAGCAUAAAGGACAAAAGUGUCAAAUUUUUCACUGGAAAAAAUCCAACUGACGAUAAAAAGGGUGAAUCGGAAAUCAUCUUCAGAACCAAGAACUUAUAG